CCUACAUCGUCAUUGGGUGUGAUACAUUUAUCAUUCUUAAACUUUCACUUUCGCUUAUCAGAAACGCGGCGUGCCUCAUCAUUACUGUGAACGACACAGGUACAAUUAGAGGACACGGCGAAGAUAAACCCGUACUAAAGAUGAUGUCACUCUUCCAACUGUGUCUUGUGUUCUUGCUGUAUGGUGCAGUGGAGUCUGGAUUGCGUUGUGUUCGGGAUUUGCAAGAGAAACCCUACAGUGAUGUCACCUUCAGCUGUCGUCUGGAAGGCGUCAGUCCCCAGGAUGUCGUUGCUGUCACCUGGAAGAAAGGAAAUGACGUUGUUGCUCAGGCUGUCCCGGGUGUAAAAAGGGGGAAGCGAGGUGUGCCUGGAGAUCCCAGAGCAGAGGUCAGAGAGGACGGGCUUGACAAAGGAGACAUGUCGCUGCUCCUCAAAGACGUUCGAUAUACAGACCAGGGCUCCUAUCACUGCACUGUCGCCACUCGCUCCAGGAAAUAUGACGAAACUGUCAACCUGUUUAUACCAGAGCCUGAGUAUCCCACAGUGUAUUUCGACUCCGUGACCAGCACUUUUACCUGUAAUUCUACUGGCUGGUAUCGUGAGCCGAAGGUCCAGUGGACCAAUGAGAAAGGAGAGAAUCUGACUGACCAGUCAGAAACAGCACCAGCAGAGAAAGAGGGUGAAGUGUACAAAGUGAUGUCUGUCCUGAAAACUAGUGAUCUUCACCAGCAGUACAUCUGCACUGUCCAAGAAGGAGGGAUAGAAAAAGCAAUACGCAACUUCCUCACAAAUGGGAAGACGGAGCUCUAAGUCUUCUCUCAGAGCUCCCCUGCCAUGAAAUGGAGAAGAGCGAAUGCAAACCCUUGAAGUGAGCGUCGUGUUGAAAUGAUGAGGAUGUUUGUUAAGAUCAAUGUAAACGCAAGCUUAUUUCUGUUUGUUUGAACUUUCUGUAGCUGGAAUAAGUUUCUAUUAUAAGAUCUAUAUGCAGAACAGUGUGAUGUCGCAUUCUCAUUGCAACAUGACAUCUGGUUCUGCACGAAGCCUGAUCUGGCGUGCUCUCGUAUUCAAUGACAGAGUUUUUAUAUAUUUUGUGAUCCUCUGACCUAUGCUGUGUAAAAUGCACAUUCCGUGUUUUUCUGUGUCAUUCCAAUGCAAACGGAUUUCUAGCAUCCCUGGUAAUAAUAAAGGGCAUCAUAGCGAGGAGGUGCUGUACUCAGACUUGGGGUCAAAUGCAAAUUUAAAUGCAAACUGUUGAACUAUUUGCAUUUGACUUGUUAUUUGCAUUCUGAAAUACAAGCAUUUGCAUUUCAAAUCAUGGGAAAGCUUCAAAAACAUGUCAAAUGCAUUUAAAUACUAUUCAAUACUACGACUACUACUACUACUAAUAAUAAUAAUAAUAGUAAUAAUUAAUAAUAAUAAUAAAAGUAGAGACUUUUCAGUAUUGCUGCAAGCAAAGUUUAUCGACCUGAAAGAUACAAACUGAAGGACUCCACUUUUGAAAAGUAAAUGUUUAUUAUCUAGCCAUUUAAGAGCUACAAAUAAUUGAAAAGCUAUUGAAAGGCCAAUUAUUACUUUUAAUUGAGGGUUCAAUGAAGUAAUUCAGAGCUCAGUCAAUUUAGAACUAUUGCAUGGAAGAGUAUUUGAAAUGCAUUUGGUGUUUGUUACAUAUUUGUAUUUUGUUUGGUAGUAAAUGCAUCACAUUUGCAUCGAGCAAAUUCAGAAUUUCAAAUACAUGAAGACAUUUGUAUUUAAAUGCAUUUGACCCCAUGUCUGACUGUACUACAGUGUUGUUGGUUUGUUUAGAAGCAGGUUUGUGGUUGUUAAGAAGUCAUUGCUAAGAAUGCGACACGGUCACUUUUCUAGUGUAUUGUAAGAGUAAAAUAAUGCUUAUCCUCCUCAUUACAAGCAUGCAGUACACUGGAUAUUUUUCUUUUGAGAUUUGCAUUGCACAGAUCAGCAGGACGGCAGCCAGUAUGUGCAGAAACAGGUAGUGGACAAAAAAUGGAAACCCCAAUGUAAAGUCUCUUAAUAGGGCGUUGGGCCGCUCUGGUAUCCCGCUCUGUGGAGUUCUCGUCGGACCGUUUUUGAUGAAACUGGCCGCUCGCGCCCCAGGUUGAAAUCCGCAGUCAGUUGAUCUGCAGUCGCUCUCCUGUUCUGCCUUUGCGCUUGGAAUGAACGCACGGAUAUCACGAUCCUGGAGUAUGCGCUUCCGCCCGCUGUUGCCCUUUGCUGAUGAUGUCUUUCCCUCGGAGUUCCAUGCCAUACCUUAGACACUGUUGCUCGUGAAACAUCAGCAAGUUGAGCUGUCUUGGUCACUGAAGCUCCUCCCAAACGCGCCCCAACAAUCACCGCUCUUUCAAAGUCACCGAGGUCUCCUCUUGCAGCCAACUAGCCAGAAUUCUAGGCAACCAGGCCUGUCCAGCAUUUUUCUACAUGACCCUAAGCAUGCUAGGAUGUGAUUUGCUUAAUUAACGCAUGAGCCACACCUGUGUGGAAGCCCUUGCUUUCAAUAUACUCGGUGUCCCUCAUUUACCCAGGUGUUUCCAUUUUUUUGUCCACUACCUUUAGCUGCUGGACACCUAGGCUUUCUAUUGGUGCGCUGUUUACCAGAAGGCGUUUGCGUUAAUCAAUCAAAGGAAGGUGGAAAUGGAGACUUACAGCAGCGAAGCGCCUUGGCCGACAAUGCAAACAGAUUACGUUUUUAAAUAUUACCUUCAAUAUUUUUUCUACUUUCAUACAUUGAUCUUUUUAUAAGAACCUGUUGAUGCUACAAGAAUAUAAAUAAUGUCUCAAUGUUGGUAUUUAGUAUUUUUUUCAACAAAACAAAUGCAGUCCAGUAUACUGGAGAUUUGGAAUUAAAGACAUUGUUACAGAAUUUUUACACAAGCAUAAAGUACAGAAUGUAUUUGAUAAAUUGCAUAUUGAAUUUGUUUUUUAGGGAAAUUAAAGUUUAUUUGAUUAUUUUAUUGUAUAGUAUAUUUCUUUAUAUUUAAUUUUAAAUGUGUAUUUUUAAUUAGUGAUAUGUAAGAAUACAUGUGCACAUUUCAAUGUGCAUGUUCACUGUGAUACUCAUCACAGAAAAACAAAAUACCGUAUUACUUAGAGCCGGCCUCGAAUGAAAGACGUCCUCGUAUUGACACUGCAGUUAUAUAUCAGCUUUAUAAUAGAGGCCCUCUUGAAUAAACACCGCUAUCAAUAAAGAAACGUUAGGGUAUUUUCUUCUCCCCCUCAGUAGUUAAAAGAUGCCUUUUCCUUCUGUUAUUAUAUAUUUGUAAUUGUUUAUAAAUUAUCUCAUUGCCUUUCUGAAAUGUUAGAUGCAGUUGGUCUACUCAUUGGGCAGUUCAAAGUUUCAAUAUUAUAAUUGUUUGCUUAUUUUAACAAUAAUGUGAGUGAAAUAUCAUCACAAGAAAGAAGACAUUUCCAUGGAUAUCGUAAAUCACAAUCAAAUUGCAUUACAUGUGCAAUCUGCCCACAGUGGAAAAGCAGAAACGUGUUUUAAACCUGGCCUUUGUCGCCCUCUUCAGGACAAACUCUGCAGCUGCGCAGAGCCUGAUUGAAAGCAAUUCUUUUCACUUGGUGUGGUUCCAUUGGAAAUGUAGGGCUCUAUUCACACAACCUUCAGGACUGUUCCAAGCACUGUUUUGUUAAAGACUCUUUAUGGUUUAAAUCAAGUUAAAUCAAGUUGUUUAGAGAGGGGGAGCAGUUUGUUGUUUAUUAAUUUUAUGGUUUAUUAUUAUUAUUAUUCAAAGUACCCUUUAAGGUCAAUAAUCUUUAUAAUCAGGUUUUAAAUUAAAACCAAAACAUGAAUGUAAAUAAGCACCAUUUUAAUAACCUUUUUUUUCACGUUUCUGUACUUCAAUUAAUGCAAACCUUUUUUUCAUGUACUUUCUUUAAAUGUUUUGUAAAGUUUUAAUUUUCAAUAAAUGUUUUGUUCUGCG
Messenger RNA from Acipenser ruthenus (sterlet), 3937 nucleotides. Its product is annotated as butyrophilin subfamily 1 member A1-like. NCBI's taxonomy places the organism in Eukaryota, Metazoa, Chordata, Actinopteri, Acipenseriformes, Acipenseridae. The record is from RefSeq and is a predicted model, not a curated record. The transcript is spliced from 7 exons. Bases 141 to 809 code for a protein of 222 amino acids.